Sphaerulina musiva SO2202 is the source of this 948-nucleotide messenger RNA. RefSeq lists its product as uncharacterized. NCBI's taxonomy places the organism in Eukaryota, Fungi, Ascomycota, Dothideomycetes, Mycosphaerellales, Mycosphaerellaceae. The coding region runs from base 1 to 948 and encodes 315 amino acids. The transcript has 2 exons. The record is from RefSeq and is a predicted model, not a curated record.
AUGCCUUCGACUCCACCGAAAACCGUGUUCGUAUUCGACAACCCCAGAACAUGCUCACAGCUCUUCAACAAGCUGAUGGCAUCGCACCCUCAACUGAGCAACAUGUUGCACCCAUUUGUAGGCCCUUCCAUGUACGGACCGGAGAACCUUCGUCAACACCUGGAAGACAGCGAGCCUGCUUCUACAGCAAGAGACAAUCUCGCGCGAGUCUCUGGUCUCACGAGUGAAACCUAUCCCCAGGUCGCUGAGCGACUAAUACGCCAGGAAGCAGCUUUACGCGCUGAGGGCACAAUUCCUUUGAUCAAAGACCACGCACUCUGCGUGACGAAGCCAGAUAUCAUCGCCGCAUACAUCCACCACCGUAAACACGACACCUCCGCAAACCCCACUGUUCUUCCCGACUCCUUCUUCCUCGACUCGACAUCAACCCAAACCAUCAUCACCAUCCGCCACCCCGCUUCCAUCCUCCCUUCCUUCUACCGCGUCCAAGGCCCCGUCUUCCACUUCUCCAUCACAGACGAGACUCUCAAAGCCAUGUCCUCCCUACACUGGUCCCGUCUAAUCUUCGACUCCUACCUCUCUCGAGGCCACCAACCAAUCAUCAUCGACGGCGCAGACCUCCUCUCCAACCCUCAAGCUCUCAUCUCCACAUUAUGUCAAUAUCUAUCUCUCGACCCGGACGGGAUCCAAUACACGUGGCCUGUAGUCCCUCGAGAGCAAUGGCCAAAAGAUUUGAUCAUGCAGGGAUUUUUCCAGGAUCUCUUGCAGUCGGAAGGUGUGAAAAGUCGCCCUAGAGCGGUUUCGAGGUCGGGAGCUGUGGAUUUGGGGGUCAAGGAGAAGGAAUGGGAGGAAGAGUUUGGGAAGGAGGUUGCGGGGAAGAUGAGGCAGCUUGUUGAGGAGGAGAUGGAGGAUUAUGAGUAUUUGAGGAAGUUUUGUUUGGUUGUUUAG